This is a messenger RNA of Adineta steineri, 737 nucleotides long. Lineage: Eukaryota; Metazoa; Rotifera; Eurotatoria; Adinetida; Adinetidae. The record is from the annotation of a GenBank genome assembly.
AUGUCAGAAAAUAUACAGGAGAAAAUUGUGGAAUUAAUUAAUCAAGCAUCACUUUAUGGUAAAGACAGUGUUAGAGUUCAACAUCUUCGACAUGUACAAGAACUUAUUUUACGGAAAGAUCCAAGUUUACUUGAUAAUUUUCUUGAGGAAGUACUUGGUUUUCAAAUAGAUAAAAGUCCAGAAAUUAGAAAAACUAUAAUAUCAUUUAUUGAAGAAGCAUGUCAACAUGAUCCUGAAGUUAUUGUUAAAGUUAUUGAUAGUCUUCGCCUUUUGCUUUAUGAUGAUAAUGUACUUGUACAAAAAAAAUUGAUUGUUAGUAUGAUUACAAUUUAUAGAUUGACAUUGAAGUGGCUUUCAAAAUCUCGACUUGUCGAUGAAAAUGUACGUAGUAUGUGGGAAAGUAUGGUUAACAUGAAAAUUCAUAUUAUGGCAAUGUUAGAUUCAGAUAAUGAUGGACUUCGUACAGUAGCAAUUAAAUUUAUUGAAAUGCUUGCACUUGUUUUAUCAAGACGUUCACAAGAUUCAAUAAUACCUACAUCAAAUGAACAAGAUUUUUCACUUAAUUUAUUACAAGAUGAUCAUCGAAUAUUACGUCGUAAUAAACUUGAACAAGAAGGAAAAGAUGUUAUGGAAAAAUUACUUGAAUUUACUCUUUCACAACAUUUAUCCAGUGUCAAUCUGAUAGCUGCAAUGGGUGCAAUAGCAAAUAUUGCUCGACAAAGACCAGAUUAUAUGAG